AUGUGCUGCUACAGAGGAUACUAUGGAGGCCUGGGCUAUGGCUGUGGUGGCCUAGGCUAUGGCUAUGGCUGUGGCUAUGGCUGUGGUUAUGGCUGUGGCUAUGGCUGUGGUUAUGGCUGUGGCUAUGGUGGCUAUGGUUAUGGCUGUUGCCGCCCACUGUGCUGUAGAAGAUACUGGUCCUAUGGCUUCUACUGA
Messenger RNA from Arvicanthis niloticus (Nile rat), 195 nucleotides. RefSeq names its product keratin-associated protein 19-7-like. NCBI's taxonomy places the organism in Eukaryota, Metazoa, Chordata, Mammalia, Rodentia, Muridae. The record is from RefSeq and is a predicted model, not a curated record.